CAAACAAAACGCGUUAGAAGGCAGCGAGGAACAGACCCCUGGUCCCCAACGAACACGAUGAUAAACGGCGCUGAUCACGAUGCAGGAACAAAGAAUCCAUAAAAAACCGCUGCCUCCGACCACCCAGAACGGAGAGAAGUCUGAGGAGAGAGAAGAGGCGGUCGGAGAAGGCCAUGUCUUACAACAAGGUGUUUAGGGUGGCGGCCGACGGAAGCGCCGACUUCCGCACGGUUCAGGAGGCCAUUGAUGCCGUGCCGCUCCCCAAUCGGACGCGGACGGUGAUCCAGGUGACGCCCGGCGUGUACCGGCAGCCCAUAUACGUCCCGAAGACGAAGAAUUUCAUCACCAUCGCCGGUUCCUGCCCCGAGAAUACCGUCCUCAGUUGGGACAAUAUUGCAACCCGCAUCAACCACCACCAGCCGUCGCGAGUGAUAGGGACGGGGACUUUUGGGUGCGGAAGCACGAUUGUCGAAGGGGAGGACUUCAUCGCGGAGAACAUCACCUUUGAGAACUCUGCUCCGCAGGGUUCGGGACAGGCCGUGGCUAUCCGGGUGACUGCCGAUCGAUGCGCUUUCUACAAUUGCAGGUUCCUUGGAUGGCAGGAUACCUUAUACCUACAUUAUGGAAAGCAAUAUCUGAGAGAUUGCUAUAUUGAAGGAAGUGUUGACUUCAUUUUCGGUAAUUCUACUGCUCUCCUAGAACAUUGCCACAUCCAUUGCAAGUCGCAGGGAUUUAUAACUGCUCAAAGUAGGAAGUCUUCUCAAGAAACUACUGGUUAUGUCUUCUUAAGAUGUGUUAUUACGGGUAAUGGUGGAACUUCAUAUGCGUUUCUUGGGCGUCCAUGGGGACCCUUCGCGAGGGUUGUUUUUGCAUAUACUUGGAUGGACUGUUGCAUUAGACCUUUCGGGUGGCAUAACUGGGAUAAACCUGAAAAUGAACGAAGCGCUUGUUUCUACGAGUACAGAUGCUCAGGACCUGGUUGCUGCAUCACAAACCGAGUCGCAUGGUCAAGAGAACUGCUUGAUGAUGAGGCAGAAUCUUUUAUCUCACACUAUUUUGUCGAUCCUGAUCCAGAUAUGCCUUGGCUUGCACAGAAGAUGGCUAUUAGAAUUCCAUAUUCGGCUUAGAAUUCCGAGUUCAUGCAGAAUCUGAAUGUUGUGUAUGCCCCCUAUAAUUUUAGCACCUCAUAGGCUCGGUCCUUUUAAGAAUGUACUUAAGAACAAUAAAUUUGAGAUGUUUUAUUCAUGCCCCAUGACGUAGCACGGACGAUGGAUGCAUGAUAAUUCUGACGUAAUAGUUAGAGGUCUGGGUGAUGAUUGACAUGGUCGAUCCCACUACUCAAUGUCUGUAUAUCUGCAUGAACCUUUUCCCAUAUUCACGGGACCGGUUCUACGAGGGCUAUUAAAAUAACAAAUCUAUCUUUGAGAUGUUUUAUU
Zingiber officinale is the source of this 1436-nucleotide messenger RNA. Its product is annotated as pectinesterase 31-like. The coding region runs from base 174 to 1127 and encodes 317 amino acids. The record is from RefSeq and is a predicted model, not a curated record. Gene Ontology annotation, biological process: cell wall modification. NCBI's taxonomy places the organism in Eukaryota, Viridiplantae, Streptophyta, Magnoliopsida, Zingiberales, Zingiberaceae. Gene Ontology annotation, molecular function: pectinesterase activity. The transcript is spliced from 6 exons.